Coffea arabica (coffee) is the source of this 1359-nucleotide messenger RNA. RefSeq names its product peptidyl-prolyl cis-trans isomerase FKBP16-3, chloroplastic. Gene Ontology annotation, molecular function: peptidyl-prolyl cis-trans isomerase activity. The record is from RefSeq and is a predicted model, not a curated record. Lineage: Eukaryota; Viridiplantae; Streptophyta; Magnoliopsida; Gentianales; Rubiaceae.
AGGACGCCUCAUCCGUAACGGAUAAGGGGGGGAUCCCUUCCCGGCCAACACUCAACCUCCCUUCAAAAUCAAACACACAGCAUACGCUACACUAAGCCCCAAGCUCCUUGCCAGUGACCCCAUUUUCCGCCAUUUUCUGCACUUUAACUGCGUUAAAAGCUUGUCAAUUUGAAAACCCACAAGGUCAAUGAAGCUCUCGAGAAGAGACAUCCUUCAUGGACUUGCCUAGAUGCAAUCAGUAUUAACACUUGCUCCUGCUCUUCCUGCUGUUUCAGUUUAAAAGACAGCACAAUCACAACAAAAUCCAUUGCUCUAGGUGGGGAGGCCAUGGGUUCGAGAUAACAAGGUUUUGGGUAGACAUAUCGCUUUUCCAUUUGAAGAAAUAGAAGAAAACUGAAAAUGGCAUCUACAUCGAUUCUCCUCCCAUCAGGUCCUGCAUGUAUUACAAGUUUCAAAACCAAGCAGCAAACAACCACAAAGAGCCAAAUGCAAGGUGUUGCUAUACGUUGUUGCUCAAGUUCAGGGCUCAGAGUACAAGAUGCCACUGCUUCACAAUGUGGAAAAGUGUGUUCGAUCAAUCGUAGAGAUGUGCUAGGGAUGGCUUUUGGUCUCUCAAGUAUCCUAUUAUUUUCAUUUUCUUCUGAAGCAGCUGGGUUGCCUCCAGAGCAAAAACCAAGAUUGUGUGAUGAUGAUUGCGAGAAAGAGCUUGAAAAUGUACCUAUGGUAACUACUGUGUCGGGUCUGCAGUACAAAGAUAUUAAAGUUGGUGGUGGCCCUAGUCCCCCGGUUGGCUUUCAGGUGGCUGCUAAUUAUGUUGCCAUGGUACCAUCUGGGCAGAUAUUUGACAGUUCACUGGAGAAAGGUCAGCCUUAUAUUUUCCGCGUUGGAUCUGGUCAGGUGAUCAAGGGACUCGAUGAAGGGAUCCUGAGCAUGAGAGUUGGGGGCAAACGCCGUCUCUACAUUCCAGGAUCACUGGCAUUUCCAAAAGGCCUCAAUUCUGCUCCAGGAAGGCCAAGAGUAGCUGCUUAUAGCCCAGUUAUAUUUGAUGUGAGUUUGGAGUACAUACCAGGCCUCGAAUUGGAAGAGGAAUGAGACCAUUGACGGCUGAUCAGUCAUUUCUUACUGCUUAAAUGUUUAGUUAGUCAGAGAACAGAAAUGUGGGGAGUUCUUAAACUACAUGUAAACCUCCAUUUAUUCAUUUUUUUGAGCUAUCUAUAGCAAGUGUUUCUGUCCAAUGCCGCCUAAUCUUUGAAAGGUAUAGUUAGCCACUACAAUGGAUAGAAAAUCUUAAAGCCCCUUCAUUUGCAUCUUGAACUUUUCCUUUUAUCUGUUAGUAGCUGUUAAAGGAGCAUUAAAUAC